Molecule: messenger RNA, 786 nt
Organism: Grosmannia clavigera kw1407
Lineage: Eukaryota; Fungi; Ascomycota; Sordariomycetes; Ophiostomatales; Ophiostomataceae
Exons: 2
Coding region: 1-786 (261 amino acids)
Source: RefSeq, a predicted model, not a curated record
AUGGCCAGGCAUACAGCCCUUCUUGGCCCCACAACCCUUGACGCAAGGCCACCUAAGAUUAUCGCGCUCCGAUUUGUAAAUCGCGAGAGAGAAGAGAACCUGGGCGAGGAGUACCUUGUCCGGGUGAACCCUAAAGGUCAGGUGCCGGCCAUGACAGGCAACGUGCUUGAGCAACCUCUGACCGACAGCGAGUCUAUCUCACUCCACCUGGCCGAGAAACACUACCCGUCCAUGCUACCGAUACAGCAUGCAGCUGUCAUCAGGGGCCUUCUCGACCAGUUCCAUUCCAUCCAUGGUCAAUCGUUCAGCAACAAAAGACCGACAGCCGCGAUGGUGCAGCAUAACCCUUCGCCUGUGGAGGGCUUUCUCAAGAGGACCGAUCUCAGCCCAGAAUACCGCAGAGCUCUUGAGACCAAACUUUUAUUUCACAAUGAGAACAAUGGCGUGGCUUUCCACCCCGAUGUCGUGGCCAAAGCCAAAACAGAUCUGCAGGCCAUCUUCGCAGAAAUUGUAGAGCAGCGCAGGCAGAAUGGCACCUAUGGACGUUCUGAUGAAUGGAUAUUUGGAAGCAAGGUUGGCCCGACCGUGCUUGACAGCCAUUUACUUCCGCUCGUGUUGCGCUGCGUCGACGCCGAAAAUUCGGAGCUCGUACCCGAGGAGCUGCAGCACUGGGCCACGGACAAGGCCAAAAGCCCGGCGUGGCAAAAGGUCAUGCAUGGCAGGCCAACGCGGUGGGAUGAGUCGAUGGGCCGCAUCGAGGACAUGGAAGACAUGAGAUCCUGGUAA